AUGGCGCCCCGAACACCUCGCAGCUCGCUCAAGAAGCACGAUGCGGCCGCCGAGUCGAGGGCGCUCAAGGCGCGGCGCCAGCGCACCACCACGCAGGUGCGCAAGGACAAGCGCCGCGCCGCCGUGCAGACCAAGCGGCGCCGCCUCAUGUCGGCCGACCAGCCGCCGCUCACGGGCCGCAGCAUCGCCGAGCUGGUCAAGAUCCUCGGGGACACGACCAACGCAUCGGCGGCCCAGAGCCAGGCGCGCUUCGAGACGCUCAAGGAGAUCCGCGUGCUGCUGGCCACGCACGAGAACGACUACGAGGCCGUGGAGCAGAUCAUCGAGUCCGGGGUGCGUUUGGGAUUGUGUGCUUAUUUGUGGUGUCUUUGCGUUUCUUAUUUGUGGCAGAUUGUGCCUGUUAUGGUAUCGCUGCUCAACUCGGCCUCGCCGCUGGCCAGUGCCACCCGCACGGGCGGAGAAGUGUACCGCGAGAUUUUGUGGUGCCUUACAAACAUUGCAAGCGGCCAGUACGAGCACACGAAGUUGGUGCUGCCGGCUGUACCCCGCCUGCUGCAAUUCCUGGAGGGAUCCAACCACUCGCUGGCGGAACACGCCGCCUGGGUGCUGGGCAACAUUGCAGCGGACUGCGAGGAGUUCCGCCAGCAACUCAUCGCCAACGGAGCGGUGGUGCCGCUGGUCAAGCUGCUGAGCAACCCAAGCGAGAAGGAGCUGGCCAAGACCAGCGCUUGGGCGCUGUCCAACCUGGCUCGAGGGUUCGAGACGCCGGCCAAGCCGUUCGUCGACGCCGGUAUCAUUCCGGUGGUGGUCAGCGGACUGUCUCAGCCCAGCUCGCCUGCUACUUUCUCCGAGGAUAUCGUGGUCGAAGUGGCCUGGCUGCUGAGCUUCUUGACCGCACGCGAGGAGGAGUACCUGAAGCUCAUGCUGGAGAACGGACUCGUGGAUCUGCUGUUGCCCUACUUCUCCACGAACAACGAGCUGCUGCUGACCCCAAUCCUGCGUGUGUUUGGCAACAUUUGCUGCGGCUCACCGGACCACCACACGGACGAAUGGCAGAUGCCGUACGUUCGACGCUUGCUCAGCGCAGACUCGGUCGUGUUGCCGAAGUUGCACAAGUUCCUUCAGCCCGCUGCGGCUGGAGCGCAGCAAAAAUCUCUGGCUGCUGAGGCAGCGUGGGUGAUCUCGAACCUGGCUGCGACCGAGGCUCCAGUUGUGGAGCUGCUCAUGCAGGCACAGUUGCUCCCGCUUCUGGGCCAGCAGUUCAAGGACGGAAGCUACGAGGUGCGACGCGAAGUGGCGUUCGCACUGACUAAUAUCGCGCUUACUAGUGCGGCGCACAUGGAGAAGGUGCUAGCGCUGGACGUCCUCAAGGGUUUCUUGCACCUCCUGACUGUGGCAGACGUGGCUAUCGUCGGCAACUCGCUGCGGCUCAUCGAGAACGUGUUGCGUGUGGCCCCUCGCGGAGUUUCGCUGGUUGAGGUGAAUGAGGGCAUCGACGCGCUGGAGACCGUACAGUUUGAAUGUGGAGAAGAGCACUUGUCCAAGUGGGCCGCUGCGCUGGUCAACGAGUUCUACGGAGAGAAUUAUGGCAUUAACUCGCCACCAAAUGCUGCUGGAGUCCCUGCUGGAUUUGGCUUCGCUUCUGAUGAACCCAUGCAGUUGUCGUUCGGUGCUAACAACGCUGGUCCGCAGCAAGUGGCCCCGGGCCCUGGCGGUCGAGGCCGUGGUGCACACAUGACCACCCCCGCGUGGAAGAAGUAA
Molecule: messenger RNA, 1761 nt
Organism: Phytophthora sojae
Lineage: Eukaryota; Oomycota; Peronosporomycetes; Peronosporales; Peronosporaceae
Exons: 2
Coding region: 1-1761 (586 amino acids)
Biological process (GO): NLS-bearing protein import into nucleus
Cellular component (GO): nucleus; cytoplasm
Molecular function (GO): protein binding; nuclear import signal receptor activity
Source: RefSeq, a predicted model, not a curated record